CUUUGUAAUUGGAAGCAGUGUGAAGUGGGACGGGUCGAAACUGUUGAGUGCUGUUCUUUGACUCUCAAUCUGACGCCUCUCUUAUAUAAAAACAAAAAUGGAAACUUUUUGCCUCAUCACUGUAGUGUUGGUGUGUGUGUAUGCGAUUGUUUAUAACAUUGGUGUCAAAGGGGCAUCAUGUAAAAGCAAAGUCAAACUCCAUGGAAAAACUGCCAUAGUUACUGGAAGUAACACAGGUAUUGGGAAGACAACAGCUAUUGACCUGGCCAAGAGAGGAGCCAGGGUCAUUCUGGCCUGCCGCAGUAAGCAGAGGGGUGACGCUGCUCUUGCUGAGAUUAAGAAGGAGAGUGGGAGCAACCAGGUGGUGUUCAUGCAGCUGGAUCUGGGUAGUCUGAAGUCUGUACGCUCCUUUGUUGAAACCUUCCUGAAGACUGAGCCUAGAGUGGACCUACUGAUCAACAAUGCAGGGAUCUACAUGCAAGGCAAGACUGAGGAUGGCUUGGGCAUGAUGUUUGGUGUUAACCACAUCGGCCACUUCCUGUUGACCAUCCUGCUGCUGGACCGUCUGAAGGAGUGUGGACCCAGUCGAGUGGUCAACGUGUCAUCCACGUUUCAUAAUUUUGGCACCAUUGAUUUUAAUUGUUUGAGCAUUCACAAGGAGUUGGGGGUUGGCAACACAACAAUCGAUGACACAAAGAUCUACAGCAACAGCAAGCUGUGCAACGUUCUCUUCACCCAUGAGCUGGCAAAGAGACUGAAGGGCACCAAGGUCACCUGCUACAGUCUUCAUCCAGGUUCUAUCAACACCGACCUGACCCGAGAUGCCAAAAUACUCGCCAUGCUGUUGAAGCCUAUUACUAUGCUUUUCUUCAAGACCCCGGUGCAGGGGUCCCAGACCACUCUCCACUGUGCCCUCCAGGAGGGCUUGGAGCCCCUGAGUGGACGCUACUUCUCCAACUGUACGGUUAGAGACGUGUAUGCCAAGGCCAAAGAUGACGCUGUGGCUAAGAAGCUCUGGGAAGUGAGUGAGACUCUGUGUGGCCUGUCAUAAGAAACUCACCAUGACUCAGCUGUAUUUGACUGUAAAGAACAGAGAAAACAUUGUUUUGCUCUGUUCCCAUUGUUUUUAAUUUGUCUUCUUGGUUACAUUUUAUAUCACAAUUUGUUGUAAUUUUCUAAGUACUGUUGUUACAGUAAAAUACAUGCUAUUAACAAAA
Messenger RNA from Hypomesus transpacificus, 1217 nucleotides. Its product is annotated as dehydrogenase/reductase SDR family member 13-like. The record is from RefSeq and is a predicted model, not a curated record. The transcript has 5 exons. Bases 98 to 1051 code for a protein of 317 amino acids. Lineage: Eukaryota; Metazoa; Chordata; Actinopteri; Osmeriformes; Osmeridae.